GAUUUUGAGGUUAUCUUUUUGAAGUUUCGAAUAUUUCAAUUCGGUAUCGAGGUUUUUAAUUUUUCUUAUUUGUCUAACUACAAUUAAAAAUGGCUAUAAGCGCAAUAUUGCGCCGUACUAUAGUCAAUGGAACUUUAUAUUCAGCGGCGGCACUUCGUUUUGCUUCAACCCAACCAGAGAAGAAAGUGUUCUUCGAUGUCUCCGCAGAUGGAGAGCCUCUUGGUCGCAUUGUGAUGAAAUUAAACACUGAAGUAGUUCCAAAAACUGCUGAAAAUUUUAGAGCAUUGUGCACAGGCGAGAAAGGUUUUGGAUACAAGGGUUCCUCAUUUCACAGAAUCAUCCCGAAUUUCAUGUGUCAAGGAGGAGAUUUUACGAAUCACAAUGGCACUGGAGGUAAAUCUAUUUAUGGUCGCACAUUCCAAGAUGAAAACUUUAAGUUAAAGCAUACCGGCCCAGGUAUUUUAUCCAUGGCUAACGCAGGCCCCAACACCAAUGGCUCCCAGUUCUUUAUUACGACUGCAGCAACUCCAUGGUUAGACAAAAGACACGUCGUGUUUGGAGAAGUUGUGGAUGGUAUGGAAGUCGUGACGAAAAUGGAAGGUUUGGGGUCCAAGAGUGGCAAACCCUCUAAAAAAGUUGUGAUUUCAGAAUGUGGUGAGUUAGAUUAAAGUGUAAUUUUAUAAAGUAUCUAAAAAGUUGUUGAGUAGUUUGUAGUUGUACUAUGUAUGGUAAAUAUAUUAAGUAAAUAAAAUUAUUAGAUUUGUA
Ostrinia nubilalis (European corn borer) is the source of this 765-nucleotide messenger RNA. Its product is annotated as peptidyl-prolyl cis-trans isomerase-like. Gene Ontology annotation, molecular function: peptidyl-prolyl cis-trans isomerase activity. The transcript has a single exon. Gene Ontology annotation, biological process: protein peptidyl-prolyl isomerization; protein folding. The record is from RefSeq and is a predicted model, not a curated record. Lineage: Eukaryota; Metazoa; Arthropoda; Insecta; Lepidoptera; Crambidae. The coding region runs from base 90 to 668 and encodes 192 amino acids. Gene Ontology annotation, cellular component: intracellular membrane-bounded organelle.